UACAAACAAUCAAACAGAGGACUUUAUGGUGGUCUACGCGUCCAAGUGGGAAACAAUGUUUCCGACAAAACAAAAACAAAAACUCGCAGGACAUGGUAUCCGAACAUCGUACGAAAAAGAUUGUUCUCGGUGGCAUUGAAUCAACACAUUCCCUUGAAGGUAGCAGCCCGCGUCAUAAGGACAAUAGAUAAGGUUGGCGGUCUAGACGAGUACCUGCUCGGAGACAAG
Pseudovirgaria hyperparasitica is the source of this 228-nucleotide messenger RNA. RefSeq lists its product as uncharacterized. Gene Ontology annotation, cellular component: mitochondrial large ribosomal subunit. The transcript has a single exon. The annotation marks the transcript as partial. Lineage: Eukaryota; Fungi; Ascomycota; Dothideomycetes; Acrospermales; Acrospermaceae. Gene Ontology annotation, molecular function: structural constituent of ribosome. The record is from RefSeq and is a predicted model, not a curated record.